AUGCCUAACAUACUCUAUCAAUUCGAUCCUGAUGGAGAUGUGACAUUCAUCAUGGAGCGUGCUCCAAAUUCCCUGCCGCAGAACUUGGGUGAUCUCAACGCUUCUCUCCUCUCGAAGUGCUAUGUUAGUCAGUCAGAUCCCGCCAAAAACUCUGGAUUAUCUCUGCACAUCCGUGCAUCCUCAAAGCAUUUAGUUCUAGCCAGCCCACAGUUCAGGGCCACAUUCCAGAAUGGAUUCCAGGAGGGCAAUGAGCUCCGAUCUGUGGGUCAUAUAGAGAUGCUGAUCUGUGACUGGGAACCUGUGCCGUUUCUGCUACUGAUGGCUAUCUUUCACGGGCAGACUCGGUUAGUGCCACACUCUCUAUGCUUUAACUGGCUGAGAGAUAUGGCUGUACUUGUUGACUACUACCAAUGCUACGAAGCUGUUGCCAUGGCUGCUGCUCUGUGGACUAGAGAAUUUGAAAAGAAGCAGUCGACAAUAGCUAGGGAGAAUCCCAUGGAGUGGCUAUGCAUCACAUGGGCUUUGCGAAAGAAUCAAGCCUUUGAAUUCGUAACGAAGCACAUCCAGCUAGAGCACACAGAAAAGAUCUUCGCAAAUAAACUGGCAAUCCCUGCUAAGGUCAUAGAUACGUUGCAGACGUCGAGGUCAACAGGUAUUUGCAAUGUUAUUGACGCUCUCUAUGACCUAUUCCAUCACUUGCGAUAUGGCCCACAACUGUGUAGCUUCGAAUGCGAUCUGACGCGCCUAGCAGCACUUGUCAAAGGAAAGCAGAAGUUUGGCAUAUUUUCAAAAACGUCCCAGCGACCUGCUGCCGGAUACAGUUUCAUGAAACUGAGAACCGCGUGUUUUGGCAUGGACAGAGAUUACUCAUUUCAUUGCUGUAAGCUGAUGCCACAGGUUCUUAAAGUGCUAGACAAGGAAUAUGAUUCACUGAACCGUGGCCUCACCCUUGGUUCCUUUACUCCUCUGCGAGGAAAGGCUUGA
Messenger RNA from Aspergillus nomiae NRRL 13137, 984 nucleotides. RefSeq lists its product as uncharacterized. NCBI's taxonomy places the organism in Eukaryota, Fungi, Ascomycota, Eurotiomycetes, Eurotiales, Aspergillaceae. The transcript is spliced from 3 exons. Bases 1 to 984 code for a protein of 327 amino acids. The record is from RefSeq and is a predicted model, not a curated record.